Messenger RNA from Morus notabilis, 1571 nucleotides. Its product is annotated as syntaxin-112. Gene Ontology annotation, molecular function: SNAP receptor activity; dephospho-CoA kinase activity; SNARE binding. The transcript is spliced from 7 exons. The record is from RefSeq and is a predicted model, not a curated record. Bases 108 to 1571 code for a protein of 487 amino acids. Gene Ontology annotation, cellular component: plasma membrane; endomembrane system; SNARE complex. Gene Ontology annotation, biological process: intracellular protein transport; coenzyme A biosynthetic process; vesicle fusion. NCBI's taxonomy places the organism in Eukaryota, Viridiplantae, Streptophyta, Magnoliopsida, Rosales, Moraceae.
UUGGCCAACUAACCAUUCAACAAAAACGUCAGAAAAAACCAAAGGUUUCCCACUUGCAGCAGCCUUGAAACUUGAGAGAGACGGAGAGAGGAUUGGCGCAUGUAAAGAUGGCGAUUUCGGAGGAAUCGCUGGUAAAACCCACGAUCUCUCCGCCGAAUACAUACGGCGCUGUUGUUCUCGGCGGUACCUUCGACCUAUUACACGACGGCCACCGUCUUUUUCUCAAGGCGUCGGCGGAGCUGGCCAGGGAUCGGAUUGUAAUUGGAGUUUGCGACGGUCCCAUGUUGACUAAAAAACAGUUUGCUGAGUUAAUACAGCCUAUUGAGGAAAGGAUGCGUAAUGUUGAAAAUUACAUCAAGUCUAUUAAACCGGAGCUCUUAGUGCAAGCUGAGCCUAUUACUGAUCCAUAUGGUCCGUCCAUCGUUGAUGAAAAUUUGGAGGCUAUAGUUGUGAGCAAGGAGACUUUACCGGGUGGAAUUUCGGUCAAUAAGAAGAGAGCUGAAAGAGGCCUCUCACAACUGAAGAUUGAAGUUGUGGACCUGGUUUCUGAAGGAUCUAGUGGAGAUAAGCUUAGUUCAUCGACACUGAGAAAGCAUGAGGCUGAGAAGGCCAAGCAUCAGGAAGCCAAUAUCAACAAAGAUUCUAAUUCUAUAGAAAGUUGGUUUUGCAAAAUCUCGGAAAAGAUGAAUGAUUUGAUGACAAAAUCGUUCCUAAGUUAUGUGGAAGUCAAGAAACAAGCCCAGAAGGACCUCGAAGCCGAUCUCGACAUCGAAAAGGGCCAAAUUCCCGACCUGAAAGACGAAGGGAACCUCUCUCAGUUCUACCAAGAAGUCGCAGCGGUCAAGUCCGAAAUGGAAGAGAUCACCAAUCUCUUGUCCGACCUUCAGGCCCUGAAUGAGGAAGCCAAGGCCACCCACAGCGCCAAGAUUCUCCGCGGGCUCAGGGACCGAACGGACUCCGAUGUCGUUGCAAUUCUUCGGAAACUGAGGACCGUCAAGGCGAGACUCGAGGCGAUUGAUCAGUCCAAUGCGAAAAACCGGAAGAUCUACAGAGAAGGAAGCCCUGUAGACUGUACUAGGGUCUCGAUCACCAAUGGCUUGAGAGCCAAGUUAAGAGAAAUGAUGAGGAGUUUCCAGUCUCUGAGGGAAAAGAUUGUGGCUGAUCACAAGGAAGAUCUGAGGAGGAAGUACUAUUGCGCUACAGGGGAGUUACCAAGCGAGGAGGCGGUCGAGAAGAUGGCCGCCGGGGCGAUGAAAGUCGAAUUUUUCGAGGGGAAAACUGAGGCUGAAAUGGGGAACAAAGCCAGACAUGAGAAUGUUUUGGAUAUACAGAGAAGUUUGGAUAAGCUUCAUCAGGUGUUUCUUGACAUGGCUGUUCUGGUUGAAGCUCAAGGCGAAAAGAUUGAUAACAUUGAAGAGAAUGUUAUGAAUGCUGGUGAUUUUAUUAAUGGUGGCACAAACAGUCUUUACUAUGCUAACCAGAUGAAGAAGAAGAACAAAUGGGUUUACUGGGUUUGGGCUGUUGUGAUUAUCAUUCUUCUGGUCUGCUUCAUAUCAAUGUUGGCUUCUUGA